AUUAAUUGAAUGUUAGUAUUGAUUGAGUCCUUGAAUUGAAUACAAGUUAUGAUAAAAUAGAUUACAAUUAGAGAUAACAAAAACUCGUCGACAGAUAGUUGUCGUCAAACGCUAUAACUAUUGACUGAUUUGUGUUUUUGGCUCUCAUUUCGCAGCAAAUGGUCUCCCAUUUGAGGACAACUUCUUGUGGUAAUCAUAAUAUCAGUGAAUUGAUGGACGAGUCGUCGGUCAUCGAAAUGAGUCAAAACCGAUACGAAUCACCGCUUUCUACGAGAUAUGCGUCCGAAGAGAUGAACUUCAACUUCAGUGACUUCAAGAAGUUCUCGAUGUGGAGGAAGUUAUGGGUGAUUCUGGCGAAGGCGCAGAAGGAGUUGGGCAUCGAAAUCACUGACCAACAGAUCCGCGAAAUGGAGCAGAACUGCGAGAACAUUGACUUCGAGUUCGUGGCCGAAGAGGAGAAGAAGACGCGCCACGACGUGAUGGCACAUCUCAAUGAGUUCGCAUCCAAGUGCCCGACGGCCGCGAAGAUCAUCCACUUGGGGGCCACCAGUUGUUUCGUUGGCGACAAUACGGACCUCAUUCUCAUGAAAGACGCGUUUAAUAUCAUUCUUCCGAAGCUGUGUCGAUGUGUGGAGCGAUUGAAACGGUUUGCCCAACAGUACAACUAUUUGCCGACUCUAGGCUUCACUCACUUCCAACCCGCGAGUAUGACUACUGUCGGCAAAAGAGCCACUCUUUGGAUCUAUGAUCUGUUGAUCGCAUUGAGGAAUAUGGAGAAAGCGAGAGACAAUCUGGCCUUCAGAGGGUGUAAGGGAACCACUGGAACUCAGGCCUCAUUCAUGCAGAUAUUCAAUGGCGACGAGAAUAGAGUGAAACAAUUGGAUCAAUUGGUGACUCAAAUGGCCGGCUUUCAAAAGGCAUAUCCAGUCACUGGACAGACGUAUUCACGUCUCGUCGACGCCGAAGUGCUCACGAGUUUGUCUCUAUUGGGCGCUGGAGUUCAUAAACUCUGCACUGAUAUCCGUCUUCUGGCCAACAGAAAAGAGAUUGAAGAGCCCUUCGAGAGCACACAAAUCGGUUCCUCUGCUAUGCCUUACAAACGUAAUCCAAUGCGAAGCGAGCGGUGCUGUUCACUGGCCAGACAUCUCAUGACUUUAGUGUCCGAUGCGCUCAACACGGCUGCAACUCAAUGGCUCGAACGCACUCUCGACGACAGCGCCAAUCGUCGCAUAUCUCUUCCCGAAGCCUUCUUAACGGCCGAUAUUUUGUUAAACACAUUACAAAACGUGACCGAAGGUCUACUCGUAUACCCGGCUAUUAUUAACAAACAUAUUCGAGAGGAAUUGCCGUUUAUGGCCACUGAAAAUAUAAUCGUAGCGAUGGUUAAGUCGGGCGGUAAUCGUCAGGUUUGUCACGAGAAGAUACGAGUGCUCUCACACGAGGCCGCAGAACAGGUCAAAGUGCACGGAAAGAACAACGAUUUGAUCGAUCGCAUCAAAAAUGAGCCCUAUUUUAGACCAACCAGAUCGACCAACAGAAAAGAGAUUGAAGAGCCCUUCGAGAGCACACAAAUCGGUUCCUCUGCUAUGCCUUACAAACGUAAUCCAAUGCGAAGCGAGCGGUGCUGUUCACUGGCCAGACAUCUCAUGACUUUAGUUUCCGAUGCGCUCAACACGGCUGCAACUCAAUGGCUCGAACGCACGCUCGACGACAGCGCCAAUCGUCGCAUAUCUCUUCCCGAAGCCUUCCUAACGGCCGAUAUUUUGUUAAACACAUUACAAAACGUGACCGAAGGUCUACUCGUAUACCCGGCUAUUAUUAACAAACAUAUUCGAGAGGAAUUGCCGUUUAUGGCCACUGAAAAUAUAAUCGUAGCGAUGGUUAAGUCAGGCGGUAAUCGUCAGGUGUGUCACGAGAAGAUACGAGUGCUCUCACACGAGGCCGCAGAACAGGUCAAAGUGCACGGAAAGAACAACGAUUUGAUCGAUCGCAUCAAAAAUGAGCCCUAUUUUAGACCAGUGAGAGACCAGAUCGACGCUCUAAUGGAUCCCAAGACGUUCAUCGGCAGAGCUCCCAAUCAAGUGCUUGAAUUCAUCGAACAGGAGGUGAAUCCAGUAUUAGAGCCGUAUAAGCAGUACCUCGAGGGCACUUCUCAUCUCAAUAUCUAAAUCCGCGCAUUAUUUGACUUGCAUUUCAAAUGUCGCCAAAUA
Messenger RNA from Medioppia subpectinata, 2210 nucleotides. The record is from the annotation of a GenBank genome assembly. NCBI's taxonomy places the organism in Eukaryota, Metazoa, Arthropoda, Arachnida, Sarcoptiformes, Oppiidae.